Molecule: messenger RNA, 2448 nt
Organism: Debaryomyces hansenii CBS767
Lineage: Eukaryota; Fungi; Ascomycota; Pichiomycetes; Serinales; Debaryomycetaceae
Product: cleavage polyadenylation factor subunit
Exons: 1
Coding region: 1-2448 (815 amino acids)
Biological process (GO): mRNA 3'-end processing by stem-loop binding and cleavage
Cellular component (GO): mRNA cleavage and polyadenylation specificity factor complex
Molecular function (GO): RNA binding; RNA endonuclease activity; 5'-3' exonuclease activity
Source: RefSeq, a predicted model, not a curated record
AUGACCGUGGAUAGUCAACCAGCUGAUGGUACCGAUGACUUCAAGUUUUUCGGUCUUGGAGGCUGUAAUGAGGUAGGGAGGUCUUGUCAUAUAAUUGAAUAUAAAAACAAAGUCAUUAUGUUAGAUGCUGGUGUUCAUCCAGGUUUACAAGGAUUAAGUUCAUUGCCGUUCUAUGAUGAGUAUGAUUUAUCCAAGGUUGACAUCUUGCUAGUUAGUCAUUUUCAUUUAGAUCAUGCUGCAUCAUUACCAUAUGUUAUGCAACAUACGAACUUCAACGGACGAGUUUUCAUGACACAUGCGACGAAAGCUAUAUAUCGUUGGUUAUUAUCAGAUUUCGUGAAAGUUACUUCGAUUGGAGGAGGUAGUGAUGCAAGACUCAAUAACUCAGAUCCUAAUGCAAAUACUGGAUCAAGUAAUUUAUAUACAGAUGAUGAUUUGAUGAGAUCCUUUGAUAGAAUUGAGACCAUUGAUUACCACUCUACAAUCGAGCUUGAUGGUAUAAGGUUCACUGCUUACCAUGCUGGUCAUGUAUUGGGUGCAUGCAUGUAUUUCAUUGAAAUUGGUGGUUUGAAAGUAUUGUUUACGGGUGAUUAUUCUAGUGAAGAAGAUAGACAUUUGCAAGUUGCGGAAGUACCACCUAUAAAACCAGAUAUCUUGAUUACAGAAUCUACGUUUGGUACAGCUACGCAUGAGCCAAGAUUGGAAAAAGAGACUAGAAUGACAAAUAUUAUUCAUUCUACGUUAUUAAAAGGAGGUAGAAUCCUAAUGCCAGUAUUUGCAUUGGGAAGAGCACAAGAAUUAUUAUUGAUUUUAGAAGAAUAUUGGUCUCUAAAUGAUGAUUUACAAAACAUAAAUAUAUAUUAUGCCUCUUCUUUAGCAAGAAAAUGUAUGGCUGUAUAUCAGACUUACACGAAUAUCAUGAAUGAUAGUAUUCGUCUCACAACUUCAGCAACCAAUUCAAGCAAAAAACAAAAUCCCUUCCAAUUUAAAUUUAUCAAAUCCAUAAAAAACUUAGAUAAGUUUCAAGAUUUUGGACCUUGUGUUGUUGUAGCCUCCCCGGGUAUGUUACAGAACGGUGUUUCUAGAGAACUUUUAGAAAGGUGGGCGCCUGAUCCUAAGAAUGCAGUCAUAAUGACAGGUUACUCGGUUGAGGGAACAAUGGCGAAAGAUUUAUUAACUGAACCUCAUACUAUCCAAUCUGCAAUGAAUUCUGAUAUGACUAUUCCCCGUCGUUUAAGUAUCGAAGAGAUUUCAUUUGCUGCACAUGUUGAUUUUCAACAAAAUGCAAGCUUCAUAGAAAAAGUCAACCCGCUGAAGAUCAUAUUGGUACAUGGGGAAAGUAAUCCUAUGGGUAGGUUGAAGUCUGCAUUAUUGAGUAAAUAUGCUUCACGUAAGGGAACAGAACAGGAAGUUAAGGUUUUCAAUCCUCGGAAUUGUGAUGAAGUGACAAUUGGUAUUAAAGGCUUAAAGGUGGCGAAGGUAUUAGGUACAUUGGCUGAAGAGCAAUUGUCAUACUUGAAGAAAGAAAUUAGCACUCAAAUUAAGAAAGAUAAUGUUAAAAUAGAGGAGUUAUCAGAUGAUAACAUGGAUAAAGAAACAAUGCCAGAAUCAGAUGAGAAAGCUGAUAAGGAAUCUGAAGAUACAAAGAACGAUAUUGAUAAAAACAAUGAUGAAAAUGCUAAUGAAAAAAAUAUAAUAAGUACUGGAAAGGCAUUAUCAGGUGUUCUUGUUUCUAAAGAUUUUGAUUUGAAUCUUCUUCAAUUACAAGAUUUGCAUGAAUUUACUCAAUUAUCUACUUCGAUUGUUAAGUCUAAGAUUAAUUUGAAGAUAAAUGCUGAUAUUUCCUUAAUGAAAUGGCACUUGGAGCAAAUGUUUGGGUUUAUCAGUAUAUUGGCAGAUGAUGAAGAAACAUGGGAGUGUGUGAUCAUGGAUAUGAUUGAUAUUUCUGUUGAAAAGAAUAAUUCUCAAAGUGCUGGAGGUUUAUUGAUAAAUGUUGAAUGGGUUAACGACAAUUUGAUGGCUGAUUCCUUGGCUGACAGUGUGAUAGCUAUAUUAUAUUCUAUUGACUCUUCUCCUGCAUCUGUUAAAUUGACUUCUAAGAGUUGUUCUCAUUCCCACAAUAAGGUCAAAGAGGAAGUUGAUGAUGAUGCAAUGAUUGAAUCAACACCCCCACCCGAAAAAAAUGCACACGCAAACUCAGAAAUAUCAAGCCGUAUUCACCGUAUUACCUCUUUGUUAAAAGCCCAAUUUGGUGAUUCUUUAAAGACUGCUGCUGGUGAGGAGGGUAAAAAGGCUACAAUUGUAAUUGGUAAAAAUGAAGCUAAAAUUGAUUACUUGAAUCUUACUGUUGAUUGUAACUCUAGAGUUUUGCGAGACCGUAUUGAGAAUAUCAUCAAAAGAGGUUGUGGAUUGGCUGCUCCAUUAAGUCAGUACGAGAAGACUACGUAA